This is a messenger RNA of Erythranthe guttata (spotted monkey flower), 747 nucleotides long. Its product is annotated as molybdopterin biosynthesis MoaE family protein. Gene Ontology annotation, cellular component: cytosol; molybdopterin synthase complex. Gene Ontology annotation, biological process: Mo-molybdopterin cofactor biosynthetic process. The record is from RefSeq and is a predicted model, not a curated record. NCBI's taxonomy places the organism in Eukaryota, Viridiplantae, Streptophyta, Magnoliopsida, Lamiales, Phrymaceae. Gene Ontology annotation, molecular function: molybdopterin synthase activity.
GUGGCUGUCUACUCUCUCUUUCAUCUGGUUUUAGUUCAGGUAGUAAUAUUUGACUUAAUAGGGAAAUCUAUUGCAGCAAUAUUCGAACAAAGGCCCGAUUUGUUAUUUUGAAUAAUGGCGGGGGAGGAGGAGGAGGAGAGGAAUCUAAUCGAGAUACUGGAGGAGAAUAUUCCGAUCGACAUCACCAAAUACAUCAACUACGUCCAGUCACCGCACUGCGGAGCAAUAUCAACCUUCGCAGGCACUACACGCGACACCUUCGAGGGCAAAACCGUCUUAGAACUAAGAUACGAAGCCUAUGUUCCAAUGGCAAUACGCUGCAUCAAGUCGAUCUGCACUUCCGCCAGGUCAUCAUGGAACCUCAGCUCGAUUGCUGUGGCCCACCGACUGGGCCCCGUUCCUGUCGGAGAAAUUAGCGUCUUUAUUGCAACCUCGUCGGUUCAUAGGGAAGAUUCCUUGGACGCCUGCAAAUUCAUGAUCGAUGAGGUCAAGGCAUCGGUUCCGAUUUGGAAGAAGGAAGUUUAUAGCAAUGGAGAAGUUUGGAAAGAGAAUUCCGAGUUUCUUGAGAGGAAAGACGAACUUGUCGUUCCUAGCCAUGGCCGAAAAUGCUGCGGUAAAAAAGUUAUGGUAAUAGAAUAAAUUUAUUCCCGAUGUUUUAUUUACUUAACGGAAAGAUAAUCGUGUAUUGUUUUGAAUUGAAAUCUCUGCCGGCAAACGAAUAAAAGAAACUGUUAUUACUUUAAAAAA